Molecule: messenger RNA, 4409 nt
Organism: Trichosurus vulpecula (common brushtail)
Lineage: Eukaryota; Metazoa; Chordata; Mammalia; Diprotodontia; Phalangeridae
Gene: IL1R1
Product: interleukin 1 receptor type 1
Exons: 12
Coding region: 457-2142 (561 amino acids)
Biological process (GO): regulation of inflammatory response; signal transduction
Molecular function (GO): interleukin-1, type I, activating receptor activity
Source: RefSeq, a predicted model, not a curated record
GCUGCCUCCUCCCCCUCCAGCAGAGCAAGGGGAGGAGUACGGACCCGUCGCCAGCCGGCGUGGGAGGGAGCUCCAUGUGGGGAGCUGGGAGACACGGCAAGGAUCUGGAGAGGAGAAGCUAGACUUCGGUUCUUCCAAAUGCUCCAGCUCUGGCCUUGUGCCGCCGAUCCAUGCCUCCCCGAGAGGGCUUAGGAAGAGAGAUGGAAGAGCCCAAGUGGCAGAGCUCUGCUUCCCAGGACUGGCUUCGGGAGCCUUAGAGAUCGAGAGAAAGCGCUCAUUGCGCCUGGCAGGCAGGUGGGGAGCCCCGGGCCCACCCAGGGAACUCAGCCCGAGCCCCCCGGAGGCUGGAGACUUCCCCGUUUCUCCAGAGGCAAGCCGAACAAACGGACCCUUAAGAAUGAUGAACCUAACAAACUGCACCAUGUAGCACGGGAACAAGCACACUACUAGGAAAGUAUGAUGACUCCAUUUUGGUAUGCUUGCUUCAUAGUUCUAUUUAUUUCUUCUCUUGAAGCUGAUGAUUGUGUGGAGUUUGAAGAUGAAAUGGUGCUAGUUAUUUUUGAAGAUGAGCUCGAUGUUCGUCAAUAUAGGUCAAGAGUAUUUGGCCCUCACAGUAACAUAAGUUGGUACGGAAGGGACGGUAAGACAAUCAUCUCUAUGGAUCAGAACUCUAGGGUUCACCAGCACCGAGAGAUGCUUUGGUUUGUUCCGGCUGCAACAGAGGACUCAGGAUAUUAUUACGUUGUUGAAAGAAACUCUACCCACUGCCACAAACAGAAAAUCGAGAUAGAAAUUUUGAAGAAACAUCCUGGAACGUGUUAUGAUGAGCUAUCUGAAUAUAAACAAAAAUUGCCUCCGGGACCUGGUGGCUUCCUUGUGUGUCCCAAUUUGGAUAUUUUUAAAGAUGAAAAAAAUAAUCUACCUAAAGUUCAGUGGUAUAAGGAUUGCAAACCUCUUCUUGACAAUACAAAAUUUAAUGGAAUAAAAAAUGAUCUCUACCUGGGCAAUGUACAGAAAGAAGAUGAGGGGCACUAUACUUGUCUUAUAUCCUAUGAUUAUAUGGGGAAGCAUUAUAACAUUACUCGUGCAAUACAUCUAAGUGUUAUGGUGAAAACAAAGAAAAAUAUGCCAGUGAUUCUAACUCCAGAAAAUAGGACAAUGGAAGUGGAACUUGGAUCCCAGUUGCUUUUGGACUGCAACUUCACAGCCCAAAAGAAUGAUCUUCAAUAUUGGAUUUGGAAUGGAUCAUUUGCUUACAAUGAACCUAAUAUUACAUGGUCUGAACUUUCAGUUCCGAAUUUAAACAACACGAACACUGUCACAAGGGUUUCCAGGCUUGUCAUUUUAAAAGUGGAAAGUAGGCAUUAUUUAUACCCCUUUUUAUGCUGGGUUAGCAAUGAAGCUGGUAUAGCUACAACAUAUAUUGCCUUGAGACCACCAGUCUCAGAUUCCAGAAUGUAUAUGAUUGGAGGAUUCAUCUCUCUGGCAUUAGUGGUUACAUUCUCCGUGUUUCUCUACAAAAUUUUCAAGGUUGAAAUUGUGCUUUUGUAUAGGGAUUCUUGCCAUCCAUAUUUCCUGAAAAAAGCUUUGGAUGGAAAAGUCUAUGAUGCAUACAUAUUAUAUCCAAAAAAUUUUGAAGAAGGAUCCACUUACAUCUCAGACAUCUUUGUGUUUAAAAUCUUGCCUGAAGUCCUAGAAAAUCAAUGUGGAUAUAAUCUGUUCAUCUAUGGAAGGGAUGACCUUGUUGGAGAAGAUGCUGUUGUGGUUACCAAUGAGAACAUUACGAAAAGCAGAAGAUUGAUCAUUGUCUUAGCUGGAGAGCAAUCAAGUUACAAUUGGCUGGGAAACACAUCAGAACAGCAAAUAGCUAUGUAUAAUGCUCUUGUCCAGGAUGGAAUUAAAAUCAUCCUGGUUGAACUGGAAAAAAUUAAGAACUAUGGGAAUAUGCCAGAAUCUAUUAAAUACCUCAAACAGAAGCAUGGUGUCAUCCGAUGGAAAGGGGACUUCACGGAAGAAGCCCCAUCUGCAAAGACAAAGUUUUGGAGAUGUGUCAGGUACCACAUGCCAGCACAGCAGCAUCAGCCUUCUUCCACAAGGGAAUCCCUUGUCCUAGAUUCUGUGCUGAAUUCUAAGAAGAAAUAGCACAUGGCACUUUGAGCACUCAGGGAAACUCUCUGAAAGAUUGCACAGGUGAUUUGUCUCCUUCAUAAGUAGAAGCUGCCUGUUUGCCUUAAAGGAUUUCCAGGUUGGAUGGAUUGUCGUGGUGGCUUUUCCAGCCAUGAGUGUUUGUGUGUGUGUGUGUGUGUGUGUGUGUGUGUGUGUGUGUGUGUGUGUGUAUGUGUUCACUUGCCACUGUGUGGUCACCUGGAAUUUUGUUUCAGUGUUAAAGAGUAGCUCAUAGAUGAUCAAAUCAUCAACAGUGAAGGGCAUUAGGUCAAGGAUGGAUGAGGGGCACAUUUGGGUGAAGGAACAUGGGGGAGAGGAGGAGAGGGCAGGAGAUCUCUAUAUCCUUCUUUUAAAGCCAGCACUAUGAAACACACCAGCAUAAAAAAAGAUAAGACUAAGAAAGGGGAUUUGCAGUAACUGAGGAGGGAUUUAAAAUGAGUAAUUGUCCAAAAAAGGUAGCUGGCAGACUUGUUGCUUAGCUUUGCCUCAGAGGGCAAAGCAGCCAGGAAAUUCCUCCCAAAACUGGGUUUUGUUUUGUUUUAUCCUUGAGCAAAUGGCAUUUCGCCAAAGAAUAAUUUCAUAGAUAUCUUUGCAUCUACUUUACACUUGCUGUAUCCAUCCACAUUUACUGCCAGCUGUCAGUUUCCAAAGAAUCAGUGAGAAUUUUAUAUUGAUGCUUUUAAUUAUAUUAGUGGUUAAAACAAUUCUCUAGGAUUGCAUAUCUUUGAAAAUGGUAUUUGACCUUAGGUUUCUGUAGGGAUAGUAACCUAAAAAAAAAAGUUGCCUUUUAUAUUUGGGUCAAGAUUUCACUGGAGCACAUAACACUUUUUUUAGAGGCAAGCCUCAAAAGAAAUAAAAAUACAAACAUAUCUUAGAGAAAAUUAUGUUUCUUUUGUAAGUUUAUAUACAUAGAGAGUUUAGAGUGGAGUUUCUCUCAGGCAGUCAACGAGCAUUUAUUACAAUACAGUGGUACAGUACUCGUAAUAGUGCCACACACACACACACACACACACAAAGAGAAAAACUUCCUAUUAAAUGCCUUAUAGUAAGUUUUAUUCAUAAUGUUCUGCUAAGUAGGUUGGGAGGACUCGGGACUAUAAGGAAAGUUUAAUUCUAAAACAUUCUGGUUUCAGCUUAGAAAUAAUGGUAUAGUCUGUGAAAGAAAGAGAAGGGGAAGAAAAUAGUUGGGAAAGAAUGAACACUAAGAUUUCCAAGAAGAAUUGAGAAGUGCAAAUGGAGAAGAACCUCACGCAGGAAAGUUUAAUUACAUUGGCUUCUCAGGGAGGAAAAAUUUCAUUUUUCAUUCUGGGUGAGCUCCCUCUGCCUUAUUUUUUUUAAUAAGCACAUUUACUUUUUCCCCCCUCUGAUUACCUCAGGAGACUAUGUCCUCCCCUCCAUUCCAUUUCAAAUUAAUAAGUUCUUUUUAAUUGUACUUUUAGUAACGAUGCUGACAAUUUUAGUUUAAAAAGUUCUUGCAGAUGGAGCAAGCCAACAUCUUUGAAAGAUGUCAGUACUGCUUUAGUACAAUGAUGUCCUCCCUUUCAUUCUACAGAAAGAAAAAUAUUGAGCCAUUUUUUUCAAUGUCAGAUAUUCCCUUUUUGAUAAACAAUAUUGUUUCUAUCUUUCAGGAUGAAAGUGUGUUUGUUCACUUGUUUGUGUAACUUCAACAGAUGCUAAAUAUUUUUAUGUAUUAAAGCACCAAGUUCAUGAUUUGCAGCAAAUCUUUUGAUUGGUUCCAAUCCAAUGUAUUUGUUUUCCAAUAAAGUUGUCAUGUCAAUAGAUAAGAUUAUCCCAUUUAACAAUAACCUGUCAGAAUCUUUGAUCUGUCAGGAUCUUUGUUCCUGUUCCCCUGGACCACCCUGUGACCUGGCCCGUAAAUUUCAAGAAAUAAUUAACCACUGCACCCUGUUUUUUCUGUACAAAUAUAACUUCACCCCAAUUCCUGGCCAUUCUGAUUUGGGCUGUUUAUGCCCUGGAAUGGACGCUGGCUAAUAAAUUCUCCAUUCAAAACUUAAAAAAAAAAAAAGAAAUCUGAUGAUUCCUAUUGUUUAAAAGUCUGUUUCUUUCCUCACUCAUCUCUCUGCCUUAAGUUCACACUCCCAGGCCUGAACUAUAAAACAGAACUACAAAAAGUUUAGCCAAACUAAGAAGAUCAUACACAAUUGAUGAAAAUGGAAGUCAGAAGAAAUGUAUGUAAAUCAAUGGGCUAUAAAUAAAUGGGCUUUUUAAGUUAGGUUGCUGCA